AUGAGUAUUCUAGAUACGGGCAAAUCAUCUGGAAAGCCUAGCAAGCAGACUACAUAUUUAGAUAUUGAAGCUGCAUACAAGUGUCUUGAAGAAAGCUAUGGUACUAAGCAGGAAGAUAUCAUCCUUUAUGGCCAAUUUGUUGUAAAUGGCCCCACUUUGGACCUUGCUGCUCGGCUACCUCAGUUAAGAGCUGUUGUUUUGCAUAGUCCCAUGCUCUCUGGCUCAAGAGUCAUGUAUCCUGUAAAGCGUUCAUACUGGUUUGACAUACACAAGAAUAUUGACAAAAUUCCACCAGUCAACUGUCUUGUUCUAAUCAUUCAUGUUUUCAUGCGAGAAAUGAUUUUGGGUAUGAUUGAAAUGAAUGGAUUGAAUGAUUUGAGAGAGUGGUACUGUAGGGAUGGUAGUAGAGUCUCGUCUGUGAUUCUCGCUUACGGUGCACAUGGGAGGGAUGGUAACAGAGUCCGGUUUGUGAUUUCCGCUUACAGUGCACGAGGUAGGGAUGCUGAAUUUGGUGCAAAUGAGGAUCCUGAGCCUGAGGAUGUGGCUCUGCUGGAGGAGUGA
Messenger RNA from Carya illinoinensis, 561 nucleotides. RefSeq names its product alpha/beta hydrolase domain-containing protein 17B-like. The transcript has 5 exons. The record is from RefSeq and is a predicted model, not a curated record. The coding region runs from base 1 to 561 and encodes 186 amino acids. NCBI's taxonomy places the organism in Eukaryota, Viridiplantae, Streptophyta, Magnoliopsida, Fagales, Juglandaceae.